This is a messenger RNA of Lingula anatina, 913 nucleotides long. RefSeq names its product transmembrane emp24 domain-containing protein 5. The record is from RefSeq and is a predicted model, not a curated record. NCBI's taxonomy places the organism in Eukaryota, Metazoa, Brachiopoda, Lingulata, Lingulida, Lingulidae.
AACGACACAGCAUUUCCGUGCUACACGACAUUAGCAACGCUGCAAUCUCUCCCCCUCAAGCGUUGCCGUCACACGUGGACAAAACAUGGCGGCGUACACAAGCAAACUGGUGCUGGCUGUCAUAUUCAUAACAGCUGUUUUAUAUACAACAAGAACGGAAAAUGUCCUCGGCGACAGCAACGAGGAUUUCGACUUCGACGGCCUGCCAGGAUCUCAGCACGAGUUCAAGAUCGAGAUUCCUGCCGGGAGAUUUGAGUGUUUUUACCAGAAGAUGGAGAUGGAUGAGGAGAUCCACAUAUCCUUUGAGGUACUGCGUGGAGCAGAGCGGCAGAUUGACAUGGUAGUGAAAUCUCCACACGGAGACCUGAUAGAGAACUUCCAGUGGAAGACUGACGGGGCAUUUGAGAGACAAAUCAAGCUUCCAGGCGUCUAUGAAUUUUGCUUCGACAACUCGUUCAGCCGGUUCGCCAGUAAGUUAGUCUACUUCUACUUGGUUACCUUCUCCACCUCGGCCUGGGAUAACUUCUCCAAGGAACUCCAGGACAUGGAUAUCAAGACUGAAAACUUCUCGCAAAGCAUCGGCAAGGUAGACAAGGCCAUCACGGACAUGCUAUUUUACCAAGGCCAGAGCAGGCAGCAGCACAUCCGGGACUGGUACGUUGCCGUUAGCAACAGAAACUACAUCCAGUAUUGGUCAAUCUUCCAGUGCACUGUGAUCAUUCUGGUCGGGUCACUUCAAGUGUACUUCCUCAGGAAAAUGUUUGACAGUCAGAAUGUGAUAUCGGGUUCCAGCAAACCCAGGGCAUAGAGGAGUGAGUGGAGGCUCCUCUCUGCCCGAACUACAGAUUGUUGUAUUAGGCUUUAUAAACGGAUUAAGCGUUUACUAACACUACCCGCAGAUCUUUUAGCACUC